AUGCCACAGGUGAGAAACCGCAAGCUGAGCUCCCACACAGUAACGGCGAAGUAAACUAAUAGCGUCAAUUCAUUUCGUACUCUCCGUCGUCGGAGCGAGCGGCUUUAGCUAUGGCGGAGAGGGGUGAGAUCUCUGUUUUAACGCUUGGUGGCAAGGGUUCGUCCCUCUCUUCCUCCUCACUGUAUGCCAUUGCCAGUGGCCGUGCUCUGUUGCGCAUUGAUUCUGCUGCUCUCGAUCGUCUUUCCUCUAGUAAGCGCCCUCCGCCGCCUUCCUGCAGGUGCCGGAUCUUCUUCCCUGACUUUCUCACCCCAGAGGAUCGAAGGGCCUUCCUCGUUGUGCUUCUCAACAAUCUCCUCCUCUCUAAUGCCCCUGGCAUCCGUGUUUUUCUUCCUGAACUCAUUGCCGAGGCCUUGAAUUCUAAGCCCCAAAGUUUGGAAUUCGGGGAAGUCGACGUGACUGAGGACGAGAUGCUUGUGCUGAAGAAUUCUUUCUCUCCUCUGCUUGGGGUUUCUUCGAUUUUGGAUCACCAAGCAGCGGCGUUGUCUGCUUUUGCGGAUUUCGCUGCUGCUUUAUCGUGUGAAGCGUUGAAGGCUGAUAUAACCGCGUUCGAUUUGAUGGAUUCUGGAGAUGGGCAUGCCUCCAAGGAGAAAGUUGGCGUCUCCAGUGAUAUGAAAGUCCUGCUUAAUGGGUCCAAGUUGGUGGGCAAGGUUAAGAUUGAGUCUGUUUCGAGGAUUCCUGUAGUUCACGGAACGAUGAGGGAGCAGGUGAAAUUGGUGCAUUCUAAAAUGCGAGUGGAGUUGAAUUCGGGUGUUGGGACAGAGGGAGCUGUAAGUGUAGUGCUGUUGGCAUUGGCAGCAGCAUUAGGAGACCUGGGCGAGUGGAGCUUUCUCCGUGCGGAAAAUAAUCUGGCUUCCAUAGCUAGCAAUGAGCUGAGGUCAAGUCUAGAAGGAGUCUCUGCAAAGAGAUGCCCCACUUUUUCUAGUUUAGGCAGUAGAUGUGGCAGAGCAUUUGAUUUGUAUCUUAAAAAGGACUUUGGUAAUUUUGUACAUGAAGUGAAAAUGCUUUUGGAUACAGUUUGGAACAUUGUGGCAUGGGAAGUUGUAACAGCUUUUGUGGCACUCGAAUCUGUUGAACUUACCGGAAAGAUUCAAGAACCUGCUGGAAAGAUUCAAGCUGGGGUGAAUAGAGAUAACACAAAAGUGGAGAAGAAAAAUGAGAAGAAGAAGGUUGUUUUGGGGAAAGGAAACAGUGUGAUUCUACAAUUAAUUAAGGACAGGUUGCAGAAUAAAAGAGACGAUGCUGUUGAUAUGUCGGGAUUAUUGGAGAUAUGGGUUUGUGAUUUUCUAUCACUUUUUGAUUUGAAGGAUCCUGAAUUUGAGGUCUUUUUAUCUAAAGUAAAGGACUUUAUAGAAAGCAAUGAAAGCAGAAGACUACCCAAGAUUCCUAAGGGGACUCGUGACUUUGCCAAAGAACAAAUGACAGUAAGAAAGAAAGCCUUUUCAAUAAUAGAGGAAGUUUUUGAGAGGCAUGGUGCCGCGGCCUUGGAUACUCCUGUUUUUGAAUUGCGUGAAACUCUCACGGGAAAGUAUGGGGAGGACUCGAAGCUGAUUUAUGAUCUUGCUGACCAGGGUGGCGAGCUCUGUUCUUUGCGGUAUGACUUAACUGUUCCAUUUGCUAGAUAUGUAGCCAUGAAUGGUCUAACAUCUUUCAAAAGGUACCAAAUAGCCAAGGUCUACAGAAGGGACAACCCAUCUAAGGGAAGAUACCGAGAAUUCUAUCAAUGUGACUUUGAUAUUGCUGGUCAGUUUGAGAAAAUGGGUCCAGAUUUUGAGGUUGUUAGAAUUUUGACUGAACUGCUGGAUGAGCUAGACAUUGGAGACUAUGAGAUAAAGUUGAAUCAUCGAAAAUUACUGGAUGGAAUGAUGGAAAUUUGUGGAGUGCCUGCUGCAAAGUUCAGAACUAUAUGCUCAAGUAUUGACAAAUUAGACAAGCAGUCUUUUGAUCAGAUAAGAAGAGAAAUGGUGGAAGAAAAAGGAAUAUCUGCUGAGACGGCUGACAAAAUUGGAGCUUUUGUUAAUGAAAGGGGGCCUCCUUUGGCAUUGUUAUCUAAAUUUAAACAAGAGGGUAGUUCUUUCUUAGAACAUGCUGGAUCUGUUGACGCAUUAAAUGACCUGGAAAUUUUAUUCAGAGCUCUGGAUAAAUCAAAACGCAUCGGUAAAAUUGUUUUUGACUUGAGUCUUGCCAGGGGUCUUGAUUAUUAUACUGGAGUCAUAUUUGAAGCUGUUUUCAAGGGCAGUACACAGGUUGGUUCUAUUGCUGCUGGUGGUCGAUAUGAUAACCUAAUAGGGAUGUUUGGAUCCAAGCAAGUUCCAGCAAUUGGUGUCAGUCUUGGAAUUGAGAGAGUAUUUGCUAUAAUGGAGCAGCUUCAGAAAGAUCGGAACCAGAUGCCUCGAGCAAGCAAAACUGAAGUCCUAGUGAGCAUAUUAGGGGAUGACCUAACACUAGCUUCAGAGCUGGUGAGUGAGUUGUGGGAUGUUGGGAUUAAAGCAGAAUUCUUGGUCAAUAAGAGACCAAUGAAGCACAUAGACCGUGCCAGAGAAUCUAGGAUCCCGUGGAUGGUCCUGGUGGGUGAGCGUGAAUUGAAUAAAGGUGUCGUGAAUCUGAAAGAUGUCGAAGCUGCUAAAGAGAUGGAGAUCCCCAGAGAUCAAAUUGUUGAGGAGCUUCAAAGACGGUUAAACCCAUAAGUCUUAUGGUCAGCACGAGCUAACUUAAAAGUUGAGUUUGAUUGAUUAUUCUCAGUGGAUUAGUGUCUUGUUUCAUUGUUUGUAAGUUGACAAUUAUUUUUACAAUUGAACCGGUGAGUUAUAGGCAUAUUUCUUUCAGAAUCACAUCACUUUAAUGUUGAAGAAAUAACUUGCAGAUUUUGUUUAGCUAUGGAAAUUGUAAUUUGAUUUCUGUUA
Prosopis cineraria is the source of this 2960-nucleotide messenger RNA. Its product is annotated as histidine--tRNA ligase, cytoplasmic. NCBI's taxonomy places the organism in Eukaryota, Viridiplantae, Streptophyta, Magnoliopsida, Fabales, Fabaceae. The transcript has 7 exons. Bases 111 to 2744 code for a protein of 877 amino acids. Gene Ontology annotation, cellular component: mitochondrion. Gene Ontology annotation, molecular function: ATP binding; histidine-tRNA ligase activity. The record is from RefSeq and is a predicted model, not a curated record. Gene Ontology annotation, biological process: mitochondrial translation; histidyl-tRNA aminoacylation.